CAGCCCUUCGCUCCCUACCCUCCCCCCCUCUCUUCCGCCCGCGGCGGCUCAGACUUAAACCCUAGAGCCGCUCCCCUCCUCGCCUCCGAAGCGCUCGCCGCCCGAUUCGCCAAUCCCCAAUCCCCCCUUGGAGGCGCUCCCCCGAAGGGCCUGCUGCUGCCUGUCAUGGCUCGCGUCUACGUGGGGAAUCUGGAUCCGCGCGCCACUGCGCGCGAGAUCGAGGACGAGUUCCGCGUGUUUGGGGUUCUCAAGAGUGUGUGGGUUGCUAGAAAGCCACCAGGAUUUGCUUUCAUCGACUUCGAUGAGACCAGGGACGCAAAGGAUGCAAUUCGUGAAUUGGAUGGUAAGAAUGGGUGGAGAGUUGAGCUGUCAACCAAAUCUGGCAGUGGCCGUGGCCGAGAACGUGAACGCUCUGGAGGUUCUGAUAUGAAGUGCUAUGAGUGUGGUGAAAGUGGUCACUUUGCACGAGAAUGUCGCCUACGGAUUGGUUCUGGGGGCCUGGGUAGCGGAAGACGCCGCAGCCGAAGCCCGAGGCACCGCAGCCGCAGCCGUAGCCGUAGCCCAAGAUACCGCAGGAGCCCAAGCUAUGGUAGAAGGAGCUACAGCCCACGGGAUCGGUCUCCCAGGAAGCGAAGUUACAGCAGAUCACCACCGCCUCCCCGCGCGCGGAGCAUCACCAGGUCUCCGCCGCCUGCCCGCGCACGAAGCAUCAGCAGGUCACCACCGCCUGCCCGUGGGCGAAGCAUCAACAGGUCACCACCGCCUACCCGUGCACGAAGCAUCAGCAGGUCACCUCCGCCUCCUCGCGCCAGAAGCAUCAGCAGGUCACCACCGCCUCCUCGUGCCAGAAGCAUCAGCAGGUCACCACCACCUCCUCGUGCCAGAAGCAUGAGCAAGUCACCACCACCUGCUCGUGAACAGAGCUAUAGCAGGUCCCCUGCACAGCCACCCCAGCGUGAGGAGUCCCCUUAUGCUAAUAACGCGUGAGCACUUAGUUCCACAAUGCUGGAAGUGUUGUGGGGUGGGGGCCUCCGCUUGUUUCCCUGAAUGUUUUGGUAUGACUAUUGAAUUGCCAGGCGACCGAGUAUGUUCUUCGUUGGCAUUUUUUUUUGCUGCUGAUACAAUUGCGGAAGCAGGAUUUCUCUUGACUGGAUGACUCUAGCGUAUGUAGUUGGUCUUAAGACAAGAUGUGUUUUUCUUCUGUAACAUUUGUACUGAUGGAUUAUUUGGAUGCGGUGCAUGGAUAUUUAUGUGCUGAAACCGUUUCUUGAA
Messenger RNA from Hordeum vulgare subsp. vulgare (domesticated barley), 1272 nucleotides. RefSeq names its product serine/arginine-rich splicing factor RSZ23-like. Gene Ontology annotation, biological process: mRNA splicing, via spliceosome. The coding region runs from base 166 to 987 and encodes 273 amino acids. The record is from RefSeq and is a predicted model, not a curated record. NCBI's taxonomy places the organism in Eukaryota, Viridiplantae, Streptophyta, Magnoliopsida, Poales, Poaceae. Gene Ontology annotation, cellular component: nuclear speck. Gene Ontology annotation, molecular function: zinc ion binding; RNA binding. The transcript is spliced from 5 exons.